This is a messenger RNA of Pangasianodon hypophthalmus (striped catfish), 1742 nucleotides long. RefSeq lists its product as uncharacterized. Bases 736 to 1350 code for a protein of 204 amino acids. The transcript is spliced from 5 exons. The record is from RefSeq and is a predicted model, not a curated record. Gene Ontology annotation, molecular function: calcium ion binding. Lineage: Eukaryota; Metazoa; Chordata; Actinopteri; Siluriformes; Pangasiidae.
CCAGCCCAUUGCAUACACACAUUGACGCACCUAUUUAGACCUGGGGCAAUGAAUGCAUAGUCAGUCCAUAUACCAGUGUGGUUUUGGACAUUGGAAACCCAAGAACCCAGAGGAAAUCUGCACUGUCUUGAGGAGAACAUGUGGUUUUUCAGGUGAAAACAUUUCUGGUAAAUCUGUGCACAAAAUUUAGUCCUACACAAGUUUUCUAACCUGGAGUAAGAAGUUGACCAUUUUGUGUUUACAGCAUUCAUUCAUCCUUAGUAACUGUCUGGUCAGGAUCACAGUGGUUUAAAUUAGGCUAUUAGUUGCUCUAUGUUUUGGGAAGUAGAACCAACUAAAUUCAUUAGAAUAUGUUGCAAAUGUUUUUAGGAAACAAAUUAGUGCAAAAAAUAGAUCUAGAUCAGGAGAACAGCAUAGUGAUGUAUCACCAGGAUAAAUGGUACAUUUUAGUAUUUACUCCUUAAUAUUUAUUCAUUAAUGUUGAUGUAGUUGUGGAAAGGUGUUAAGUGUCACUACCAUAACACCCCCCACCCCAAUCACAGUUUACAUGCUCUUAAGGUAAUUACAUUUGAGGCCCCCCAACGUGCUUGUGCCCCCUGCUAAGAGAUUAGGUUUGCCUAAUUUCAUGGCUGCAGGAGGGAAUCUGUAAGAGUGAUUAAGCUUGAGAGAGGUAAGCUGGGCUUUGGUAUAUAAACGUGUGUGCCUGAAGUAGCUGAUAGUGGAACACAAGUGAGGAUGGGACAGGCUGCGACUUUACCCUGCAGAAGCGGAGGCACCUACGUCACAGAACUUUAUGAAUGGUUUAGGAAGUUCUUAAUCGAGUGUCCGAGUGGCCUGAUCACUCUGCAUGAGUUCAGACGUCACUUCUGUGAUGGAACUGUGGGACUGGAGUCUGCAGAAUACGCUGAGCAGAUCUUCCGUACACUAGACAACAACGGGGAUGGUUUCGUUGACUUCCGAGAAUAUGUGAUGGCCAUUAGCAUGCUAUUAGAAGGCUCAUCAGUGGAGAAGCUUCGCUGGUCAUUUAAACUUUAUGACAAGGACAAGGAUGGAGCCAUAACACGAGCAGAGAUGCUUGACAUCAUGCAGGCUGUGUAUAAGAUGAGUGUUGCAGCCUCUCUAACCAAACCUAAUCCACUGACUGCUGAGGAAUGCACCAACAGGAUAUUCAUACAACUAGACAAAGACAACAAUGCCAUCAUCAGUCUGGAGGAGUUCAUUGAGGGGGCACUGGAUGAUGAGUGGAUAAGAGAGAUGUUGGCGUGUGACCCCAACACUGUAAAGGUAGAGCGACCUCGUAAGGGUUCCUCUGGAUCUAAAGCAUUGGGUUCAUCUGAGCCUACAGAAUGAAGGAUGUCCAAUCUGCUGGAGCAGUAAAACAGUAUUUCUGGCACUCCCCCUACGCCACACAUCUAAAGGGUUACUGCUCUAACACACCCAGACCCUUGAGAUUUAACUUUUUUAGAUUAAUAAACACUAAAAUUUGAAGGCAUGAUGAUGAAAGACCAUGUUUUGGAAACACUACACCAAAGGCAGCUUUCUGCUGGGUGUGUAAUGUUCAAUAAAUAAAAUAAAAUUAUUGCGUUGAUAAAUGUGUCUGACCCUCUCACAGUUCUCAUGAGACUGUAUUGUUUGCUACGUACUGUGACGCUAAAGCAUUUUAGGAUGACUAUUAUGUCAUAUUUGAUAUAAGAGGCUGUAGAGACAUCAAGACAUUUCAGCUUUAAAUAUGAGCAUUGUGA